AUGUCAUUUAAUAAUAAUAAUAAUUAUAAUCAUCAAACUAAUGACUUAAAUAAUGGAAAAUCAAAAAUAAACAUAGAUAAACAUAAUCAUUUUCAUAAAUCAUUCCCUAAAAAUCAUAUAUCAACUCCAAGAGCAUCAACUCCAAUAAGAUUAAAUAGUCCUCAUAUGUCAAUAACUGAUUUAUCUACAACAAAUACUCGGCCGAAUUCAUCUUCACCAUCUUUUCAUCAACAAAUUUAUCAACAUUCUCAUCAUAAUCAUAACUUUUUAAACCAAAAAUUUACACAAUUUACAUCUCAACAACCGCCACAAUUUCAAAAUUUUGAAACAAUUGAAAACAAUAACUUAUCAAAUUCACCACCUGCAUUACCAUCAACUCCAAAUUCUGUUGAUAUAGAUGGUGUUAUGCCAUCAACAUCUUUCCUAAGUAAUCUACCUAAAUUUAUUCAUAAAUGGACUCAUACUCAUUCAAUUCUUUGUUGUAUUGCAUCACCAAUUAAUAAUUUACUAUAUUGUGGAACUCAAGAUGGUAAAGUUUUAGUAUUUGAUUUGAAAACUUAUAGUUUGAAAAAUGUAAUAGAAAGAGGAAAUACAACUCAUCAAAUAAACUCGGUGCUAACAAUUUGUCUAAAUAGAAAAGAAGAUAUUUUGUUUGUGGCAGGUUCAGAUUCAUUGAUUAAAGUUUAUGAUGUGAAAAACAAUUUCAAUUGUACCCAUAUUUUAUAUUCCUUAGUUGAUAUUGGAGAUAUUUAUUCAAUAGUUUGGUGUGAUAAAUUACAAACUUUAUAUAUUGGAGCUCAAAAUGCUAGUAUAUUAUGGUGUAAAAUAUGUAAUACUAACCUGAAACCUUCAACCAACCUAGAAAAUUUACCAAGUUUUAGAUAUGAUAAAUUUUUUGAUUCAAAAGGUCCAGGUGGUUCUCAAAAUACUUUACAAACAAGACAUGAAUUAUAUAGAAAGAAUUCAGGUGCAAAUAAAAUAGAAAGUUUAAAAGUUUUAGAAUGUAAAGCUGAAGAUAUUAUCAGAUUUGCUCAUAAUGGUUAUAUAUAUUGUUUGGAAAUUAUAGAAUCAAUUGUGGGGAAUUUUGGUGAAUGUAAAUAUUUAAUAAGUGGAGGUGGUGAUGGAGUUGUAAAUAUAUGGUCAAUGAAUCAAAGUUGUUUAAAGAAAUUGGCAAGUUUAGAAAAUGAUGAGUCAGUACUAUCAAUGACUAUUCAAGAUUCGCUUUUAUAUGUUGGAUUAGGAGAUUCUUGUAUAAAUGUUUGGGAUUUAAUGACAUUACAAAUGAUUAGAAGUUUUGUAUUUAAUGAAGACGAAAUGAAUGAAGUUUUAAGUUUAGGUGUUCAUAAUGAUGCAUUAUAUAAAGCAUGUUCAAGUUCUGGGUUAGUGAAGUUAACAAUGAAGCACAGAAAUGUAUCAGAUAGUGUAUCAAUGAGUUCAUUAAAAGAAGAUGGGAUAAUUAAUACCGUCACUACUUUCAAAUUACACAACAAUACUUACUUAUUAGCUGGUGGGAACAAAUCUUUAACAAUGUGGGAUAUAACAGAUGAAGAUGAAGUAGAUGAUAUAUUACCAAGCACCACCAACAGCAAUCAAUGUACAAGAUUAACCGAUAAUGAUUUAUUAUCAAUGUUAAAAAAAUUCAUAUCAUAUAAAACAAUAAGUAAAAAUCCACAAUUAUACCUUGAAGAUUGUCGACAUUGUGCUCAAUUUUUAUCAAAAUUAUUAAAUAACUUUGAUGCUUAUCAAACAAAAUUAUUACCAGUUCCCAAUGGGAAUCCUAUAGUAUUUGCUGAAUUUAAACAGAAUAACGGUAAACCAUCGAAAGAAAGGGUAUUAUAUUAUGCACAUUAUGAUGUAGUUGAUGCAACUAACCACGAAGCAAUAGAUUGGAGCACAAACCCAUUUAGUUUAACUGCAAAAGAAGGUAAUCUUUAUGCUAGAGGAGUAAGUGAUAAUAAAGGACCAACAUUAGCUGCCAUAUAUGCAGUUGCUGAAUUAUAUUCAAAACAAGAAUUAAGUUGUGAUGUAGUUUUUAUAAUAGAAGGAGAAGAAGAAUGUGGAUCAAUUGGAUUUCAACAAGUUAUUAAAGAUUAUCAAUUUUUAAUAGGUGAAAUAGAUUGGAUAAUGUUGAGUAAUUCUUAUUGGUUAGAUGAUAUAACACCAUGUUUAAAUUAUGGAUUAAGAGGAGUUAUUAAUGCUCAUGUUACUAUAAAAUCAGAUAAACCAGAUAGACAUUCUGGAGUAGAUGGUGGAGUAAGUAGAGAACCAGUUAUGGAUCUUAUGCAUAUCCUAAGUACUUUAAUGGAUCCAAUAACUCAAGAAAUUAAAAUACCAGAUUUUUAUGAUAAAUUAUUACCACUUACUAAUGAAGAAUCUGAAUUAUAUGAAAAAAUUAAAUCUCAACUCAAUAUUAAUAUUGAACAAUUAAAAUCAAAAUGGAGACAACCAUCUUUAACAAUUCAUAAAAUUCAAGUUUCUGGACCAAAUAAUAAUACAGUUAUUCCACAAGUUGUAAAUGCCACAAUUUCAUUACGUAUUGUCCCCAAUCAAGAUUUAAUAGAGAUCAAAACUCAAUUAACUAAUCAUUUACAAAAACAAUUUUCUUACCUUAAAUCUGAUAAUCAUUUAUCUAUUAAUAUUUUUCAUGAAGCUGAACCAUGGUUAGGUGAUCCAACAAAUAAAGUUUACAAGAAACUUUUUAAAUUUAUGAAAUUACAUUGGAAUCAAGAUCCUAUUUUUAUAAGAGAAGGUGGAUCAAUUCCAAGUAUUAGAUUUUUAGAAAAAACUUUUAAUGCACCAGCUGUACAAAUUCCUUGUGGUCAAGCAAGUGAUAAUGCUCAUUUAAAAGAUGAAAAAUUAAGAAUUGAAAAUUUAUUUAAAUUAAGAUCAAUUUUAACUGAUACUUUAAAAGAAUUAGCUAUAUAA
Lodderomyces jiufengensis is the source of this 2925-nucleotide messenger RNA. RefSeq names its product glutamine amidotransferase subunit. Gene Ontology annotation, molecular function: protein binding; peptidase activity. The transcript has a single exon. The record is from RefSeq and is a predicted model, not a curated record. Lineage: Eukaryota; Fungi; Ascomycota; Pichiomycetes; Serinales; Debaryomycetaceae. Gene Ontology annotation, biological process: proteolysis; glutathione catabolic process. The coding region runs from base 1 to 2925 and encodes 974 amino acids.